Dermochelys coriacea (leatherback sea turtle) is the source of this 1628-nucleotide messenger RNA. It is a transcript of the gene PAQR7, whose product is annotated as progestin and adipoQ receptor family member 7. Gene Ontology annotation, cellular component: plasma membrane. The record is from RefSeq and is a predicted model, not a curated record. Lineage: Eukaryota; Metazoa; Chordata; Testudines; Dermochelyidae. Gene Ontology annotation, biological process: response to steroid hormone. Gene Ontology annotation, molecular function: steroid binding; nuclear steroid receptor activity. Bases 239 to 1297 code for a protein of 352 amino acids. The transcript has 2 exons.
UAGGCGUCCCUGCCAGAUAGGUGGGGCAGGGAAGGGGACGAGGCGGGCCUCCGUGGGGAGACGGGCGCUGCAGAGGGGCGGCCCGGCCGGACUGGGUAUCCCCUUCCUCCCCUCUGUCUCCCAGGUGCCACUGGGACUAGGGCGGAGCAGAGCCAGGAGCAUCGGACAGGGGCCGAGGGAAUUCGAGCUUCGCAGGUUUGCUCACUUGGCAGCAAUUGAGUGUACUGGUCUCCUUGUCAUGGCAACCAUUGUCCCGGAAAAACUUACCCGCCUUUUCAUUAAUGUGCAGCAGCUUUGGCAGGUCCCCAGGCUACUGGAAACGGCAUUCCCCUCGCCUCCCUGCACCGUGGGCACCUCAGAUGUGCCUAAGGUCUUCUGGAAGCCCUACAUUCACACCGGCUACAGACCCCUCAACCGGACCUGGAAGUAUUACUUCUUCACGCUUUUCCAGCAGCACAACGAAGCUGUCAACGUCUGGACUCACCUUGUGGCUGCGCUAAUCCUGCUGCUGAGGUUCCAGCGGCUUUCCCAGACGGUGGAUUUUGUGAGCGAUCCUCAUGCCCAUCCCCUGUUCAUCAUUGUCAUUGCUUCUAUCACCUACCUAACCUUCAGCACCCUGGCUCACCUCCUCCAGGCCAAAUCAGAGUUCUGGCAUUAUAGCUUCUUUUUCAUGGACUAUGUGGGAGUAGCCAUUUACCAGUACAGCAGUGCCUUGGUGCAUUACUACUAUGCCAUUGAGCCAGACUGGCAUGCAAGGAUCAUGGGGUUUUACAUGCCGGGGGCUGUUUUGCUAGCUUGGUUAUCUUGUGCAGGUUCUUGUUAUGCUAAAUAUAGAUACCAUCAGCUUCCCCGCCAUCUGAGCAGACUGUGUCAGGAAUUGCCCUUGGGCCUGGCGUAUGCUCUAGACAUUAGCCCAGUAAUUCACCGGCUCUACACUGUUCAGCCCUCUGAGCAGGCAGAUCCAGCCCUUUUAUACCACAAAUGCCAGGUACUGUUUUUUCUUAUCAGUGCUUUUUUCUUCUCGUACCCUUAUCCAGAGAAAUGGUUUCCAGGGAAAUGUCAUUUCUUUGGGCAGGGGCAUCAGAUCUUCCAUGUGUUUCUGGUGCUGUGCACCCUAGCCCAGGUGCAGGCAGUGGCUCUGGACUAUGAGUCAAGGAGGGAGAUCUACACCAGUCUGCACAGUGACCAGACUCGCAAUUUCUCUGCUCUGUGCUUCUUCACCGUAGCCUGCUGCCUCCUCACUGCCGCUUACAUGACCAGCAAAGUGAAGUGCAAACUGAACUGCAAAGGAGAAUGAAAGCUGUGGAGGGGAAGCUCCUGAUCUCUCCCAUCCUGGCUGUUUGAGGGGAUGCCACCAUAACAAUCUGGAUUCAAAUCUGGCUAUGGACUAGUGUAAAGAGUUAUGGAAUGCUUGGAAAUGUGUUAUUGUUAAGUGAGCUGCAAAGGGAAAAUGCUGGAAGUUUGUGCUCUUUUGGAUUUUUUAUGAUGGAUAAGAAGACCUGGACAGGUGUAUGUGUGUAUAAGUGUUAAACCGGUUUCUUUUUCUGCUGAUUUUCUGCCUUCGAAAUUCUGGUGUUGUCUUUAAAAGGCCUCAAUGAAGAGCUGGGAACAACGCUCUCUUUGCUAAA